Messenger RNA from Thunnus maccoyii (southern bluefin tuna), 7542 nucleotides. RefSeq names its product membrane-associated guanylate kinase, WW and PDZ domain-containing protein 3 (gene magixb). The record is from RefSeq and is a predicted model, not a curated record. The coding region runs from base 1117 to 5490 and encodes 1457 amino acids. Lineage: Eukaryota; Metazoa; Chordata; Actinopteri; Scombriformes; Scombridae. Gene Ontology annotation, biological process: signal transduction. Gene Ontology annotation, cellular component: cytoplasm. The transcript has 17 exons. Gene Ontology annotation, molecular function: protein binding.
AAUUCCCAUCAUGCAUCAGAAUUAAAGGCGCAGCAACCCGUUGGCAGAGCGGACUUGAGAGAGAUUUAGAGGCUUUAAACCAAAAUUUGAUUAUAAAUUAUAAUCCACAGGGAAAAGAAAACAAGCGAGGCUAGGAUACAAAAAAUACAACUAAAAUACAAUAAUAUGUGACUAUGUCAGUCACAAUAAUCAAUCAAAUUAAACUUUGUGGACUAAAUUGCCAAAACACACAUUGCAAGGUAGUCUUUCAACAUCUAAUAGCAUUUUUACAAUAAUUCUAUUUUUCACUUCUUUGUAUUUGUAUUGACUAUCGGUAUGGAGCACAGAUAUUUUGCAUAAUUAUGCUGCAUGCUCUUUUUCACAGAUUUUCCUUUGAAUGUGUCUUUGAAGCCGGAAUAGCCCACUAAUUGAUGUAUUCAGACUGAUAUAGCCUAUAUAAGCAUGUUUUUCAUUGCUACACGCGAAUACAGAGCCUGUUUUCCCUGUAGUGCUCAUUAAAGUUUGAUCUAAACUUGCAUACCAAUGCUUUCCAACUAGCUUUCUUCUUUCACCCCACCCAAAUGAGGCUCGCCACAACUGGAUAAAUAUAAGCAAUGUAGACUUGAAAAACUGCAGGUUCUAAUUUGGUUAUCACGCCUUUAAGUGCUGGUUGUAACUCGUAAGCGAAAAGUGAUGCUGCUGAUGCAGGUAGAGACAGCCUAGAAUAAUAAGGGGCGGUACUUUUAACUCUUUUUAUUCCCCUCCCCUCGACUCCUCAACUUCCCAAGAUAACCUUCUCAUUUAUCAGUGUUUCUUUCCUUCAAAAGUGCCUUUUAGGAGCAGCAGGCACAAAAAACAAAUCCACACUUUCUACCAGACAUCUACAGCCUGUUUUAUCUGAUCCAUCUAAUCUUCGACAAUUGACGCUCCGCGCCCUGAGAGCACCGCGCCUGCAGUUCAAUGACACCUCUACCCGGUCAAAUCGAUAUUACCGACGUUUGUCUUUUUGCCGGUUAUUUCAAUAGGAUCAACCAGAAUAUGCAUCUGUAAGCAAUUAACCUGCCGGGGAACCGCCAGACGAAGACCUGUGGGGAGGAUUUGCCGCGUAAAAAAAAGCGAACAUGAAGCUCAUUUGCCAUGUCUAAGACAGCGGUGAAGAAGCUGCACUGGCGUUCCAAAGUGCAGGACAGCUUUGUCCCCUUGCUAGGCUCGUCGGGGGAGCUGGGGAUCGCCGUUGGUGGAGGAGCAGAUUAUGGAGAGUUUCCUUUCGUCACCUCGGCUCCCGGGGGUGGACUCACAGUGGGUGAUAUCAUCCUAGAGAUUGGGGGAACACCUGUAUUAGGGAUGACAUUAGGAGAUGUCCGUGGUGUCCUUAACUCCUGUCCCCAUCCUAUCCGCAUCAAAACUGUGUCACCAGGCUCCACAUUGUGCAAGGAUCUCAGGUUGUAUCUGAGUAAGUGCUUCACACCCGGCUCAGUGGACAGUCAACUUCAGCAGGUCAUCCGAGAGAACCUCUACCUCCGCGCUGUACCUUGUACAACCAGACAGCCCAGAGACGGGGAAAUCUCAGGAGUAGACUACAACUUUGUCUCCAUUGAGGAGUUCUUCUCUUUGGAGGAGUCAGGAGCGCUGCUUGAGAGUGGAAAGUUCAAAGGGAAUUACUACGGCACACCUCGGCCUGUUCACAUCAGUGCAGACAGUCCCCCCAUCACCUACCAGGAACAUCGCAACCUGCUCAGAAACUUCCGCACACGCAGCAAAUCCCUCAGCAACCUGGAGAAGGCUGCAGAGGACGCCGAGAACAGCGAGGACGACUCAGGCCUGUCAGGAGGCUCUGCAGGUGUCAGCAGCAGCAUCCAUCCCAGCUACCGGUCCUCCGGUCGGCCCCGGGCAUCCAGCGGAGGGGAUAGUCACGCCAUAGAGAACGGCAUCAUCAGCAGCAGAGGUGGUGCCAGGGUGAGAGGUGUGAUGCCUGAUCACUGGGAGCAGGCCUUCAGUGAUCCAGGAGAGUCUCACUACAUAGAUCACAACCCAAAGAGGACCAGCUGGCAGAGCCCUCGAGCUUCAAGCAGGGAGACUGUCUACAAAAAUGAAUGGUUCACAGACCAGCCUGGAGAGCUCAGGGGUUUCCCUGUGCACACACAUUUGACUAAGGGCUCCAGAGGGUUUGGGUUCAAUAUUGUGGGGGGCAGCAGGCCAAGAGAGUUCCUCCAGGUGUACAGUGUGACGGCAAGUGGACCCUCGGCACUCAAGACAGCGGACAUCCUGGUAUACAUCAAUGACGCCUGUGUGUUGGGAGUGUCUCACAAAGAGGUGGUCGAGAUGCUCAAGUCAGUGCCUGUGGGCCACAGUGUGGAUGUAGAGGUCAGAAGAGGGUAUCCCAUGCUCUACAACCCGGACGGUUGUCCCAAGCAGCCCCCGCCAAGGCUACUAGACAGCGGGGAACCCAUCCUACCACCCACCACCUCCCAGCCUCAGCCUCUUCACCAGCUACCUCGCCUCCCGACACCGACUCCCCAGACCCAACACUUUAACUUUAACGGGGUCUACAAUGACGGGAGCUACAUGGAGCCCGGGGUGACUUUAGAUGCUAACGGAAAUGCCACGUCUUUUGCUACCAGACAGCCAUACUCAUACAGGCGCUCCAGUAUGAGCAACACUGCCUCCUCCUACUCUCCUGCGCGACCACCUCGUUCCGUGAGAAGUUUAGCCAGACUGCAGUCGCUUGACCCGACGCUGGCCAGCCAGAGUGACAGUGAAGUUGUUUCUGCCAUCGGUUCACACAGGGCUUCAAUGAUCCGUAAUCACAACAACAACUCCCUCUCAACACCCCCUCAUCCGUUACGUUAUGGAACGUCCAAGUCAUCUGAGAGCGACUUGUCCACCUGCACCCUAUCGGGGUCCCGGCUGCCCCUUCCUCAGUCCCCACGGAGGCCCUCGUCCUCCCCCGUCGGCCCCCGGAGCGCUCACUCCCGUCUCUUCAGACCGCAGACAUCCCACCUCAGACCUCCUCCGACACCUGACAGCCCCCACCACCGUGGCUUCAACGGUUUCCAUGGCAACACCAGCCCCACUGCCAGCCCUAGCAGUGUGUCCUCCCCUGGGGCGAUGAGUGUGGGCAGUGGAGCUGGCGGUUUCAGCGGCGGGGAGCUGGUGCCAGUGGCCUUGUCUCAGUGUGAAGGAGACAGAGGUCUCGGCUUCAGCGUGACAGCCGGCGGUCCGGGAGGCAGCAUGACAAUAGUUAAAAGAGUCUGGGACAGGAAGCAGUGCAACUCCCUACAGCCAGGGGAUGCUAUUGUCAAAAUAAACGGAGCUGAUGUCCAGAGUCUCAGUUUUGCACAGGUACAAACUGUUCUCCAGGAGCACACCAAACAGGGAGAAGUCAUCUUGUUGGUUUACAGGGGAGGCAUCUAUCAUUCAACCGUCUCCCCCGGCUCUAUUCGGAGACUCCCCCCUCCUCUACUUCGCCCUCCUCCUCCACCUGUUGGCUCAGACAACUCCUCUAUCCUCCCAGAGGCACUACCUGUGCCCCGUACUUCGAUCAGCACCCCUCCCUCCCCGCUUCCCACACGUUCCUCGCUGAUCCAGAGCACCAGUUUCUUGGAGUCGAUUCCAGUGACCCUGACCAUGGAGCCCAAAGACUGGAUCAACACGGGCCUGGAGGACGAGGCGGCUGGUGUCGCAGAGCCUGAUUCAGGUCUGGAAAGGCAGGGUGUUGAACGAACUCAGCCGCUCCGAGGGUUUGAAGUGGAGCUGAGGAGAAAGCCAGGAGAGGGCUUUGGGUUUGUCAUUGCCUCUCAGGAUGUGGAGAAUGGCAAAGCUGCUUCUCUUCUCCCUCACCGAUUUGUGACGGUCCGGCGAGGCAGUCCAGCAGCCAAGAGUGGUCAGAUCCGCCCUGGAGAUCGAUUAGAGGCAGUAGAAGGACGCUCAGUGGUGACUCUGCCUCAUCGGGAGCUUGCUCAGAUCCUCCGCCGAGCGGGAAAUACUUUACGCCUCACUAUUAUCCCCCGUCCUAGUACCUACUCUUCAAGCCUUUCAGAAACCACUGAGUAUGACCCUGGUCACAGAAGCAGAAAGGGUCAGAGGUCACGUCCAAAGCGUGACUCCAGGUAUUACAGUGUAGACCUGGAUCGUGGCCCCUCAGGCUUCGGCUUCAGCCUCCGAGGGGGCAGUGAGUACAACAUGGGCCUCUAUGUCCUGGCACUGAUGGAGGGAGGGCCGGCCUCACGGAGCCAAAGAAUGCAGGUGAGCGAUCAGCUGGUGGAGAUCAAUGGGGACAGCACAGCAGGGAUGACCCACAGCCAGGCGGUCGAGCAGAUCCGCAGAGGAGGCCACCGAAUCCACCUGGUGCUCAAGAGAGGAAACGGCUACGUGCCUGACUAUGGCCGUGAGCACAGAAUCACCUCCCCCUCCCUCCUGCAUCACCCCAAGGAGCAGGGUUUGGCUGCAGUAGAGUCCGCUGGGCGGAGGGGGCGCAGCUCCAAGCAGAAGAAGAGAAGCAGGUCUUCAGAUGGACGAGAGAAAAGGAAAGGAACAGAAAGGAGAAGGAGACGACGGGGCUCGUGGGGAGGAGAACGCUCGGGUAUACGAAGCCCCAUCUCUGAGCCUGUGGAAGAGGAGGGAAGGCGGGGAGAGAGGUCUCGGGAGGCCAGGGAAAAGAGGAGGAGGAGAAAAAGAGAAACUCAGAGUUUACCCAGAGAUGCCCUCAGGAGUUAUGAUGAUAGCGACGCAGAACGAGAGAAGGUGAGGGGAAGGAAGAAGGAAAGGGAGAGGGGGAGAAGCAGAAGCAGAAGCAGAGGGAGGAAAAGCAGGAGCGAGGAGAGAGUGAGGAGGGCAGAGGAUGAGCAACCUGAGCAAGAGGAAGAGCAGGAGGUACCUGCUGUUGAGGAAAGAGUGGAAGAAAAAGUGGAGGAGGUGGAGGAGGAAGUUGAUGUAGAGAGAGAAGAAAGUGAAGAGGAUGUUAUCCUACCCAUUCCGAAUCCUAAUCAAAAGCUUCCCAGACCCAAACAAAACUGGGAGGUGAAGUAUGAUGAAAACUGGGACAUGGCAGCAGAGUACAGGGAACUGAGGAAAGUGAAGGAGCUGGAAGGUGAAGGUGUGAGGGAGCAGGAGAGGUCAUGGGAUGGGAAUAGAGAGACAGAGUUGAGCGAGGAUCAGAGAGACGAUCACGCACAGAGUAGCGGGCACGUCGAGGGGCCUUUACCGAGUGUUGCUGCGAUAGAUGUGGUGUCACAGAGAAAGCCCUUCUCCUUCCUCACCUCCACACUGUCCAUAGAGCAGCUCGGGGAUGAUGAGUCAGAGUCUGGAGGCAGCCAAUCUGAUGGCAGCGUGUCUGCUGCCAGUAUCUCAGGCCUUUCUCUGGCCGCCACAAAAACAAACGGGCGCAGGGCCGUGAUGCUGCCAGGCCCAUGGCUCACACCCAGCCAGCAGAGGGUGGCUCAGGUCUUAGAUGAGAACAGGAGCCCCGGGAGCCGGACAGGGCAGGGAAGAGGAAGAAGCGCUGUCUCUUGACUUCAACAGGGAAUUAGAGCGUGCAGCAGCUGAAUGAUACCGUAUCAGAUUCUGUCAGUUUCACACUGUUAGAGCUCGACUUGUUUUUCUGCAGCUACCCACACUAACAACACUCACGUUUCUUCUCUCAGUCACUUUGAUAUCUACAGUAGUAUGAAGUCAUAUUCUUUGUGCCUUUUUACAGCUGACCUCUGGCUGAUGUUAAAUGUCGAUAUUACAACUUGUAAAUGGAAACAUUUUAUGUCUAUUUUGCUGGUGAAACAACAGUGACAUUGUCUUUUUUUUUAAUGUUGCACAUGUCUUUAAGUUUGCAGCGUCUGUGAUAGAUGUUUCCAGGACAACAAGGUAUUUCAGACAUCUUGGUUUAAACUACUUCCUAUCUCUCUCUCACCUCUCUGCUUCUCUCUGGCUACUUUAGCAGAGUGUCGUCUUUUAAGUACCCCCUGUACGAAGGUACUGUACAAAGACUGCAUAGACAUUCACUUAUACCUCAUGAAGAAACUGAGCAAUAAUAAUGCAACUGUCCAAGACUAUCAGUCAUCCACAUCCACUGCGCCAUGUCGAUCUGGCCUGAGGGGAAACAGUCUAACAUGUUUGUACAUGACCCGUUUUUGUGUUAUCACUACAUGUGCACACUUGCCACGACUUGUAAUGUUGUUCCAUAUAAAUGAAUAUUUGAUUGUGAUAAUGCAAAUCCCUUUUUUGACAGCAGGUGUGAAAUAUAUAUUCUGUAAAUAUUUGUAGAGAAAUAAAUAAGAGGACCUAUUGUAAAUACUACACUAACUGGAGCCAAGCCCCGAUUUGUAUUACUCUAUUGUAAUACAUCAUGAUAUAUAUCUAUAUAUAUACAUAUAUAUAUAUAUGCAGUAUAUCUAUAUAUUACAUACAACAACUACCCAUUCAUAUUAUUUAUUAUUGUGUGAUGAGAAAUAGUGUGGAAAUUGGUAUAUAGCUUUCGUGAAGGCUCAAACUAAGAACUAUAUUGUACCUGCCCUAUUCAUAAAUGAAUGUUUUUGUAAUAUGCUGCUUGAGUGUGAAUUAGGAUGCUCUACUUUGUACCCUACUUCAGAAGUCAGCAAAAGAUGCCAAAAGUAUGCAUCCGGUGUGCAUAUUUCAAGUACUGUUAAUAUUGUGUAUCUGGUGUCAGAACAAAACCACUAUCUAUAUUCUAGAGAGUGCCGUGCCCAUUGUGCCACGUACAGUUGCCUUGGUAACAUAAACCACCUUAUCCUAACCACUUAUUUUUCUUACUGUGAAACCCUUGCUCUGAGGUCUCAAAUAAGAGAGGUGGGCGAGCCGUUUAGUAAUUUCACUCAUGCCAAAAAUAAAAAAAAAAGGCCCUUACUGUAAAUCCAUAGAAAAAAUAAUAAUCAUAAGCUUCUGCAGAAUCCGAGCUCAGUGUUGUGUCUGAGAUGUCAUAAUAGCACAUUAUUUUCUUUUGUUCCCUUUUUUUUAAAUUCUGUUAAGGGAAAAAAAAACAAAAAACAGGAGUCAAGGUGAAUGGAUACUGUGAGAUGUUAUUUUUCUAUGAAAUUAUCUUUUUUGAAAUACUCAGGUUUUCAGAUACUUUGCUCUAGAAAAGCCAUCAGGAGGUAAAGCUACAGAAAGGACUUCACAUAAUUUUCAUAACACAGACCGGAUUCAUAUUAUUUAAACGUUGAGGCAAUUGUAUGUUCCUUACGGCAGCAUUAGGAGACGCAGACUGUUAUUUAUUACCAGCCCGUAAUUCUCUAAAGGUUGAUGCUCUAAGUGAAGUCAUUCCUUCAUUUGUUCCCAUCAUGAACAAAUCACACAAGUAAGACGAGUUGCUUGGUGUGCCCUGCCCCGUUUGUUUGCAUUGCUGUGCCGCACAGACUGGAAGCACAGUGACCAAACCUUAAAAUCCCCCCCAACCAAUGACCAUACAGUGUAGCUCGAUAGCCUAUAUGUAAGACUUAUUUUAUAACGUUUGCUAAUGUUCUUUUUUUAGACUUUCAUUUCCCAAGGGAGAUUAUAUGGCUGAACUGUAAACACAUUCUAAUAAAACUGCAAAUAAACUGCUGAACCAAUUUC